Melitaea cinxia (Glanville fritillary) is the source of this 2056-nucleotide messenger RNA. Its product is annotated as zinc finger protein 532-like. The coding region runs from base 1 to 1923 and encodes 640 amino acids. The transcript is spliced from 2 exons. The record is from RefSeq and is a predicted model, not a curated record. NCBI's taxonomy places the organism in Eukaryota, Metazoa, Arthropoda, Insecta, Lepidoptera, Nymphalidae.
AUGGGUUCAGAAGGAAACUCUGAUAAAUUAAGUAUAAAGAAUAUUUUAUUUACUAAAGCAUUACCAAAUUACACUAUUCCUGUACCUACAAAUGGUUAUAAAAUAUUUCCUUGCACUGAUUGCGGUGAUAAAUUUCUCUUUGAGUCUAGUUACAAUGAUCACAUAAACCGUAAGUCCUUGAAGAUCACAUACUAUUGUCGACACUGUAAUAAAAUCAUAAUAAACAAUAACAGAUGUAGAUUGAUAUCUCACAUCAGAUCUCACGCAUUUAAAACAACUACAAUUAAUGUGAGUGACAUAAAAAUUGAGCCACUACCAAUUCAAGACAUUAACUGGACUUUGCCAUUACCAAAUAACUCACAAGUCGACGUUCACCCACAGGAUAAAGACAUAAUUGUCUGUUAUGAAUGUAAGACAAGUUUAGAUAGAUCUGAUAAAAUCUACAAAGAUAGAGCAAAGCAUUACACGAAAUAUACUAACAUAGUAUACUCUUGUCCUGUUUGUUUGUUUUCACUACCUAAUAUAUGCGCUCUAAAAGCACAUUUAAGAAUUCAUUUGAAAGUACCUCCUUUUUUUUGCCCAGAAUGUGGUAUUCAUUUGUCUAACAGGACCAUUUCUUAUCCAUAUAAUCAUGAUUGUGAUGGUUUUAAUAUGAUAAGAGCUACCACCAGAAUAAAAUGUAAACAAAAGCAAUGUUAUAAAAUUUUUCAUCCAAAUGACUAUAGAAUGCAUAUUAAAAAUCAUUUGGAAAAAGUUUACAAGUGUAUUGACUGUUUGAAAGUAUGGAAUAGUAAACCAUCUAAAAAACAUUUGCCAUGUAACAACAUUGAUAAACUUGUAACCUGCUUUCGAUGUGAAAUUUGUACAAAUAAAUUAGUGCAAAAAAGUGAAGUUAAUAAACAUUUGAAUCUUCAUUUUAAGAAUUUUCAAGUUCAAAUUGAUAAUUACAUUUAUCCAUGUUUGUCUUGUAGUUUAAUAUGUAAUGAUAUAUCAACACUGAUUAAACACAAUAUUGAUAAACAUGCCAUCAAUGAUAUGAAGAACCUCUUAGUAAACAUUUUGAAGGAAUAUAACUCUACAACUAAACCAGUCAGACAUGGAUUUUACCGUGUACUGAAAAAAUGUGACAAAUGUUUAAGAAGUUUCUUAUAUAGAUGUGAGUAUGAAAAUAUAAAAAUAUUGCCAAAUGAAUGUCCUUACGAAUGUUCAGUUGAUAAUAAUAAUUGUACACAAACUAAUGAAAAUUCAAUUGUGUGUAGUCUUUGUAAGUAUAAGGUAAGAGACAAUUGGGAUAAAAUUAAAAACCACUUUGCAACAUUUCACAAGAAUCAUAAAUGCUUAGAUUUGAAAGUUAUUUUGACAAAAAUCGAUAAUGAAACAUUAAGCCUAUGUAACAAUGCAGAGAAUUUAAAAUAUGUAAUGAGCAAAAAUACAAAUGUGAAAAAGAACAAAAUAUUGUUAAGAAAGAAAAAAUUAUAUAAAAAGAAAAAUGAGAUUCCAUUGAAUACCAUUAUUGAUAAUUUCGCUCCAAUAGAUGGGUAUGUUUGCAAGACAUGCAACUUUAACUGUGAGAAUAAGCAAACUUUUGAAAUUCACAUAACUACUCAUAGAGAUCCAUGUAUGGCAUAUCAAUGUCUUGAAUGUGGACAAUGCUUUGUUGUUAAACCUUCUUUUUCAACACACUUGAUAUUGGAACAUGGCAUAGCUGAUGUUGAAGAGUACAUAAACAAAAAAAAGUGUUAUAAUGAGACUGCUCUUUUAAAACAGCCUAACAAUGAAGAAACAAGAGAGGAACCUGUUACAGAAAAUCAAUGUAAAAUUUGUAGAGAUAAGUUUGAUAAUAACAUUGAUUUAGAAAAACAUUUCAGAGUGCAUGGCAUGGCUUUUCUAAUGAAAACUACUCAUAAAAACAAUAGUCCUUAGUAUUAGUAAUGUUAAGGAAAAUUUAAGUACUUAUCUGAUUAUUUUUGUCUUACAAUUUUGUAUGUUAAAAAAAACAUUGUCAAUGUAAUUAUUCAUUAAUGAUUAAUAAAUUCUUUAGCAUGUUAAGAAAAUA